Phoenix dactylifera (date palm) is the source of this 1261-nucleotide messenger RNA. Lineage: Eukaryota; Viridiplantae; Streptophyta; Magnoliopsida; Arecales; Arecaceae. The record is from RefSeq and is a predicted model, not a curated record.
AUCGGCAGGAAACGCGCACGGGGAGAGAGAGAGAGAGAGAGAAAGCCAUGGAGUCCUUCGCCUUCCUCCGGAUCUACCCACUCGCCCCUCUCCAAACCGCUCCCUCGUCCCACUCCUCGCCACCCCUUUUCCCUCUCCUCCUCCGCCGCCAUCCCCCGCCCCUCCGCCGCCCUACUCCGCCGGCGACGGCGGCCCUCAAGAGCCCUCGCGGCUUCGGCCCCGCGCCCCAGAAGACCAAGAAGCGAUUGAAGCGGAAGAGCUCACCACCCAACGAGGACGAUGACGAGGAAGAAGAAGAAUCGGAGAACGAGGGAACGAUUCCUGAGGUGGUCACCAACCGGAUGAUGCGGCGAAUGGGUUUCUCGGUAGGGAUUCCUCUCGCUUUCGGCCUCCUCUUCUUCCCCUUCUUCUAUUACCUCAAGGUUGUCUCCAAGAUCGACGUGCCCACCUGGAUCCCAUUCCUCGUUUCCUUCUUCUUCUUUGGCUCCGCCCUUCUUGGGGUCAGCUAUGGGAUCGUUUCGGCGAGCUGGGACCCUCUCCGGGAGGGCUCGCUUCUUGGAUGGAACGAGGCUCGCCGGAAUUGGCCCGUCUUCUGGCAGUCGCUCUGGGGCGGCGGAAAGAAGUAGAUUGGAUUCGAUCACCAAAGAUGAGUUCUUUGCUUCCUUCUUUAAUUUCUUUUCACCUCCUCUUAUUAGUUUUGUUAGUGUUUUUGUAUUAAAGCAUCCACUUUUCCUUGUGUAUUGUGCUUGUGCAUCGUUAGCUUAGCUUACUUCACGGUAGCAUUAAUGCAAAGAUGUAAUUUUUAGUGAUCUAGUGGCUCUUCUUCUUCUUCUUCUUCUUCUUGUGUAGUAUGAGACUGAUAGGAAACUUUUUUUUUUCCUCCCCUACAAUUGUAUAAUUGAUGCCAAAUGAAUUGGUGUUUAAUUCUUAGUUUUUUCGGAACAAAAUGUGACAUUUGUUUGUGACAUUAGUUUGUGUUGCAUAGCACUACCAAGACUGAUUUGUAUUACUUAUUGCAUAGACGCUGAACUGCUUUGAGGAAUAAUUCAGCAUGGAGGAAUGGACAAGCAGGCCAAUGUUUUUGGGAAGUGUUGGAGACUGAAAGAGUCUAAGGGAGAAGGUUUUAAUUGGGAUAGAGGAAAUGUGUAGAUAAAUCAGUGGGCUAGAAACCAUAGCAGUUCAAUGCCCAAUAAUUUGACUGCAAUGCUCUGGGAGUAGUCCCUGCAUCAUAGUUAAUAAAAUAUGUAAGAAAUGAAAGAAA